CCCGAGCCGGGAACCCUGGGCCGCCAGCGAGAGCGCUCCUCGGCCAUCCCGGCGCGGGCCGUCGCGGGGAAUCGCUGCGUCGUGGGCACAGUCCCGCGCAGGGAUGCGGCUGCGCUGAGAGGUGCCCGCCGCGGACGCCCGGAGGCCGCGCGGAGAGUCCCCGCCGGGAGCGGGCCGCGCGUGUGGCCGCCAGGAUGACCAACCCCGCGGCCGCGCAGAACACGGAAAUAGACUGCCUGAGUCCCGAGGCUCAGCGACUGGCGGAGGCCCGGCUGGCGGCGAAGCGCGCAGCCCGCGCGGAGGCCCGCGAGAUCCGCAUGAAGGAGCUGGAGCGGCAGCAGAAGGAGAUCUAUCAGGUCCAAAAGAAAUAUUAUGGGCUGGAUUCAAAAUGGGGUGACAUCGAGCAGUGGAUGGAAGACAGUGAGCGCUACUCUCGUAGAUCCCGAAGAAACACAUCGGCUUCUGACGAAGAUGAGCGCAUGUCAGUGGGUAGUCGCGGAAGCCUGAGGUCGCAGCCGGACUUGGAGUACGGGGGUCCCUACGCCUGGACAAAUGGUUAUGAUGGAGACUUACACGGACCACAGUCCCUGCAUAGAAGAUCUGGCAGGAACUCCAGCUACAGCGGUGACGGCAGAUUCUCCACUUUGUCAUCAUCCAGGGAGGAGAAGCUGCGCUCCUGUCUGCACCGCUCCGCCCGGCCUGCGGGGAGCUACCGGGCGUCCGUGUUCGACGACAGCAGCCUCGGCGGGGCGCAGUGGAGCAGGGCCCGCGGUUCCCGUGCUCCCUCGGAGUGCAGCGGCCACCUCAACUCCGGCUCCCGUGCAUCCUCCAGGGCCAGCUCGGCGCGGGCCAGCCCCGUGGUUGAAGAGAGACCGGACAAAGAUUUUGCUGAGAAGGGCUCCCGAGGCAUGCCGGGCCUGUCUGCGGCCACGCUGGCCUCCCUGGGGGGGACCUCCUCACGGAGGGGCAGCGGGGACACCUCCAUCUCCAUGGACACCGAGGCCUCCAUUAGGGAAAUCAAGGAACUCAGUGAGCUAAAGGACCAGAUUGAGGACGUAGAAGGCAGAUACAUGCAGGGAUUGAAAGAGAUGAAGGACUCCCUAGCAGAAGUCGAGGAGAAAUAUAAGAAGGCCAUGGUGUCCAACGCUCAGCUAGACAAUGAAAAGACAAACUUCAUGUACCAGGUCGACACGCUGAAAGACAUGUUGCUGGAACUUGAAGAACAACUGGCUGAAUCUAGGCGACAGUAUGAAGAGAAAAGCAAAGAAUUCGAAAGGGAGAAACAUGCCCACAGCACGCUGCAGUUUCAGUUUGCUGAAGUGAAAGAGGCCCUGAAGCAGAGAGAAGAAAUGCUUGAGGAAAUCCGGCAGCUACAGCAGAAGCAGGCGGGUUAUAUCAGGGAGAUUUCUGACCUUCAGGAAACAAUAGAGUGGAAAGACAAAAAGAUAGGGGCGCUAGAGAGGCAGAAAGAGUUCUUUGAUUCCAUAAGGAGUGAACGAGAUGAUCUUAGAGAAGAAGUAGUCGUGCUGAAAGAGGAAUUAAAGAAACACGGAAUAAUCCUAAAUUCAGAAAUAGCUACCAACGGAGAGACUUCAGACACUCUAAAUAACAUCGGACACCAAGCUCCUACCAAGAUCACAAAGGAGGAGUUAAAUGCCCUCAAGUCGGCAGCGGACGGGACGCUAGGAAGAGCCCGGGAAGCGGAGGUGAAAAAGGAAGUGGUGGAGAAGGUGGGGAAAGGAGCCGUGCUGCAGGAUGCGGACAAAGAGCAGCACGCGGAGGACCCGGCAGAGCGCCAUGCGCACGCAGAGGCGCACCCCGGCGGCCGCGCCGAGGACCGGAGAGCCUCUGAUGGCGACAGAGCGCCCUCCCCGGGAACCUCAGCGGGCGCUGGACGCGAGGAGCAGGCGCAGAGCCACAGUCCAGGGGGCACCCCGCUCCUGGGAGGCAGCGCAGGGCAGGGCAGGGGGCACGGGGGCGCGCCCGUGCCGGACGGCAGCGCCGGGGCUUUCCCCAGCCGCCGCUGGGGCGAUUUAGGCGGUGAAGUCCCGGGCCCUAGGAGCGGGCAGGGCAGUUGUAGCGACGCCCUGGACAUCGAAAACCACAGCAAGGAAUCUGCGGAAAAGCAGGAAAAAGGAAAACAAGAGGAUUCCAAAAGCGACUCGGAAGAGGUUAGCGCGGAGCCGUGUCGGGAGUCCGCUCCGCCGCCGCCGUCGGAAAUGGAAACCGGGGGAGGCGCGGACUCCGGUGGGCAAAGCGCGAGCCACGCAGAGAACGAGGCCCGGGCAGGGGACGCCCAGGGUGGGCAGCGGCAGGGCGCACUGUGCCAUGGGGAGCCGCGUGCGGGCGCUGCCCCCGAGGACGGGGAGCCAAGCGGGGGAUGCAGUUUAGAGAAAGAAGGGACCGGCCAGGAAGCGGCGGGGCCCCAGGCGGCCCCGGUGCAGGGCACGGAAGCAGGUAGGGAGGGCGGCGAGGAGGAGAGCGAGGAAGCAGGGCUCGCGGGUGGGAAACCAGUCGAGGCAGGUGUCCGGAACGGUCCUGGCUCUCCAGCGGCCAAGAGCCACCACCAGGAGGCCGCAGGCCCACGCGUGGUCGCCGCGGAGCGUGACGCCCUAGACACGGGAGAGCCCAGGGAGGAGAAGAGGGACCAGCAAGCGGUGGCCUUGGAGUCGUCACCAAGGAAGGCAAAGAACAAGAAAAAGAAAAACAAGAAGAAAAAAUCACCAGGACCCGCAGAAACCCUCAAGGGUGUUGGGGACGAGGUGACACUCCAGAGCACAGACGUCAGCGAAGCUAAGGAGGAAGAGCAGGUGGCAGUCACUGACGGGGAGUCCGGCGUGGAAGCUCUAGACCAGGCGGCCGAAAAUCCAAAGCAGAGUGUUGUAGCAGAAAGCGGCGAAAGUGCCGAUCGUCCAGAAAACCCUGAAAGUGAGUUGGAUGGAAAACGUAACCAAGAAGCAGUAAAAACACAGGCAGGGAAAGUAACAGCCGGUGGAGACACGCAGGAGUUUGAAGGUGACCCAGCUCACUGCUCAGGCACCAGCGUUAGUGGUAAAGAACAAGAUGAGGAUGUCAGUAAGAGUAACGCUGAGAAAGACGGUGCCACCCAAGGCGGCGCCCCGGAACCGGGAAAGGACGCAGUCCCCGGCUGCAGCCCGCUUGGAAAUCAUUGGAGUCCCGCGGAGGCCGUGAACGACCAAACAGGCAGGGCAGGGGGCCAGGCGGUGCCAGGACACCCCGGCCAGAGAGCGGAGGACGCUCCAGACAGCGCUAGUCUGGACAGCGAGGCCACACCGGCCCCAGCGGGAGAGGCGGGGGGCUUGGAUUCCGACAGCAGCGAGGACGCGAAAAGAGGGGGCGAGAAGGGGAGAGGCAAGGAAGACUGCACCAUGUCCUGAGCGGAGGCCACCGCAGAGGAGGCAGGACGUGAGGCCGAGCUGUAGAGAGGGGCCGGGACUCUGCACGGUGAGUCUAAUCGGAGGAGGCUCUCGCCUGUCAUCUCCCCUGGCGGCGCAGGUAGAGCGUUCUAGGCUCAUCCAGAUGCACUGUAGACAUCGAUCAUCCGGUCCCCUGAUGCUCCACGGCGUAGACCGCUGCUUGAAGGUUUAUAUUUAAUCAUUGACGGAGUCACCCAGGUUAGAAAAGAAGACACGUCUGUUAUCACUGUAAUUUCUAUGGGAGAGCAUUCCAGUAGUACCAAACAAUAAUGUAUACUGUGUAUAGUCCAGCUUAAAAUGAAAUAAAGAAUAUUGAACAGUUGCCUUAGGCUGAUAUGAAUGUGGCCAUUCUUGACCAAACACAUCAGCUUCUCACCGAAAUGACCAAAUAGCAUUCAUAGAUUUCUGUGUUAGGAGUGCCAUUGAUAUUUAAAUUAAUGCCUCCUUCUUAUAUGUGUACUUUCAUACUUGAUUUUAGUAUAUGCAUUGUAACCUGCAUGGCAUUGUAUUUAAAGGAAAUAAACACCCAAAUAGCAAAUAGGUCACUGAGUGAUAAGAGUUGCACCUUAAGGACAAAAAAUUAAUCAUUUUAGGGUUAACAAUAUCUCAAAGCAUAAGGAGACUCUUAUUUUCCUUUACCUCAUGUAAAUCUUUUAUCUCAAAUCACUGCUUUUGGAUCUCACUGUUUAUGAUACCUGAAUUUACUCUGUAGGAGACUUUGACUUCACUUCAUGCUACUGUGUACCAAAUUCAAUUUAUACUAAGAUUUCUUUAAAAAACUUUUUUAUGCAAGUGGCAUGUGUUGAAAUUUCAUUUCCUACAGCAGUAUUUGGGCAGGGGAGUCAUUAAAAAAUGUUUUUGGACCUUAAAAAUCACUUCUCUUUCUGUUUGAGUGUCUAAGCAUUAUGCAAGAGAGCAAUAUAAAAGGUUACUUCUUGUGCAAACUACUAGUUAGACUCUAAUAAGAUAUUUUAAAGAGUUGAAUCACUUUUGGUAUUUCGGUAUAAAUAUUUUCAUUUAUUGUUUCUCAGCAUAUUGUUAUUGGAAAGUUCUUGUUUUGAUCUGCCUGAAGAAAAAAUAUAUUUUCUAUAUAAAGAAGCAUUUAAAUAUAAUUAUAAAGGUAGAUUUAAAAAAUUGUGACAUAUGAAAUCACAAAGAAAUGUAUGUUAUAAAUGUUGUUGACACUUUAUGAGAUUAUGUGGGUUCAUAUUACUGUUACAAGAUAUCAUUGAAUGCAAAAAAGACCAAAGCCUCAGUAAAAGUUGAGGCAAACUAUAAGUGUUAACUGUGUAAUUGAAAUAAACACAUUUUAUAAUUUUACAAGCCUGUGGUCCCACUCUUUGGGUGAGCUGAAUUCCGAUGCUGGCGACCGUUUUACGUGAUGACCACCUUCAAGGCUGUCUGCUUCCGGGUUGCUGACUCCCGCUGGGGUCCUGGGGGAGACCCACGCCUGGUGACCUUUGUCAGUCAUGAGUGGACGUCUCUCGGCGUCCAGCCUGGUGCUGGCCUGGGGGUGCUUGCGAGAGGGAGAGCUCGUCCCUGGCAUCCUCCUCCCCUGUCGUCUGCGGUUCUGACAGGGAACCCGGGCGAGCAAGGUCUCCAUUCUGUUGCUCUGCUUAAGUGUGCCGAUCCCGGGAACGUUUGAAGAGUAGGUGAAAGCGGCAGAAACGUUGACCGUUUCCACUUAAGUGUCCCCGAAGUGGAGGACGGUGGGGACGACAGAGAAAUCCGAGGCUUGCCGGAGGAUCACGUCAAAGAAAGGCUGUACAGGGCGUUGAAGGGUUUCAGUGUGGGGCUCUCACUUCGGCAAGGCCGCGUUCCUGCUGGCAUGCACGUUGGGAAACAGCUCUGGCCUCUGCGCUUGCAGGCCCCCGGGGCAGCAGUGCAACACCACAGUCGCUAAAUGCUGGGGUCAUCAGAGCGUUUUAAGUUCUUUCCUUUCUUUCCCAUGUUAUUCCACGGCCCCGUUCAGCACAGCGGGCACACUUGGCACCCUCAGUCCAGCCGUCCGGCAGCCUCGACUGUCCACUCACCCGUCCCCUUAAUUGCCACACAGUUUUGGUCACUCUGCACGUGGAGAGCAGGUGCCGGGAACGCACAGGGAGGACUCGGCCCACUGAGGGGUGGGUGCGGGCGUCCUGGACAGCUGGGAGUCAGAGCAGGAGCGAAGAGGAAGGAAGGAAAGACGCUGAACAGCCAAACGUGUUUAUUGGUCGUUCCGGAGCCUUCCUCGUGAACGCCAGUUACUCCGCCCUGAGCGUGGGAUGGCUUCAGAGCCCGGAGCGGUAACCGAUAUUCACAGCGAAGGCCCUUAAAUCGUCAAAAAAUGGUUCACUUAGGUAUAGUCAGUUUAAGAAGGCAGGGAAAUAUGUUUGAAAGGUUUCAAUGUCGAAAGAUUCAAAUCAGAAAGGAAUUGAAAAGUUACCAGCCAGCUGUAUCCCUAGAGCAACCCAGACCGCUGAGGGUCACUGUCACACACGACAGAGGACAGCGUCCAUCGGUGACACCUGACAUCGAAAAGCUUGGGUAGCGUUCAGCCCCAGACCGGAGCACAGGUGCUGUGUGCAGGUGUAAAUCUUGCCUCAAAGGUAUGAUUAAUUAUAAUUAGGGGUGCAUGUAGAAAAUAGGGGAGGACAGAUUUCUGAAUUAUAGGUCGUUACAGUAGACAAAGGUUCAGAGAGCAGUAAAAUGUUUAAAGUUUCAAAGAAUGAGAUGCAGGGCGUUGACUACUUUCUGUAAUUCUCAGUGUUGGCAGUUAACGGAAGACCUAAUGCCCAUGUAAAUUCCCACCAUCGCGAGGACCCUGGGAUGCUAAUUCUGGGGCACAGGCGGUUCGGGCUUGGUGUUUUCUGUCGACAGCCUCCUUUCCUGGAAGACCAACCACGUGUGCAGCCUGCCACGCAGCCACGGAGCCCAGGGAACGCCCCAGUGAGGCUCGUUCCAACGUCCCGGCCCCUGAAGGAAAGAGGGCUGUGUGUGUGUGUGUGUCUGUCUGUCUGUCUGUUGUGUUCAGAAUAUGGACUCGUGCAGAGUGAUGAUCAUGUAUACAGAAAAGUUUGUUUUUCAAGAGGAACAUCCUUCUGCUCUUUCUCUUCCUUGUCUCUCUUACUGACGCAGGGAUGUAUGUCCUAACUCUGCAGUCCCCUGGGCCCUGGAAAUAGGAGAACAAGCCGAGCGGCCGGAGCCGCGCCAGUUCUGCCUUUUGCAGGAAGGGGCUGCAGUCCUGGCGGGAGGCCGGGCUCAGGCAGGUGAAAACCGCGGCAGGCAGGAGCUACAGUCAGACUAAGUGGGCGUGAGGAGGGGUGAGAAGAACCGCAUCCAGCGCGUUUGUCGAGAGACCUUGGUCCCUCCUCAGUCCUCCUCAUCCUCCUUUGUCACCUUUGCAAAUACAGAGGGGAGGUGACUCUCCUGGGCCGUGGGAGGAGGAGCCCCGGCCGGUGAUGGCUGAAAUCAACCCCAGAAUUGGCAACGUGCUCUUGGCAAUGCAUUACUAGGAGCAGUCUGCUUAGCCUCGCCGUGCCUUGUUUCGAGAGUGGGGUGAGGCCCGCCUUUUAGGGUGUGGGGAGGCCGGAUCCCGCACUUCACAGGCGCUGUCGGUCGGCCUUGCCCUGGCCCGGACAGGCCAGCGGGCGACGGGGAGGCCGAAAGAACGGCCAGGGAGCACGGGAGCUCGCAGAAUCCCAGCACCUGUUUGGCUACCCCGGGAAUUUUCUAGGUCUUACCUCUUUGUUUCCCAUUUUAUGGGUCUCUAAAAUAUGCAUACCAGAAAGUUUGUUGAGACUUAAUGUAUGACAACCAGGUUUUUAAAAUUAUAAUCCUUUGACAGUGUUACUAAAAUACCUUUAAUGGCCAACGGACUUCCCAGUAUAAAAGAACAUCCUAAACUGGGGACAAGGUGGCUUCAUCUCUUUUGAUGCCUCGUUUCAUAAAACUAGAAUGACUGUCUUCAUGUUUUCAUGUGUUUAUAAUUGGAUGCCACAGACCAGUGAUGAGCAACGCUGUUUACGAGUAAAUACAGGGCACUACUAGGUUUCCAGUAUUCUUGCUAAGUAGUAUCACAAUAAGUGCAUCAAGGAAUGUGCUCUCUUCACUCAGCAAUGAGAUGUGUUGGUUUUUAAAGCUACGAAAAGCCGUACUCCACGUUUCUUCAUAUCAAAUUUAUUUUGCUUCAUUCUUUUCUCAUUUUCUUAAAAUUAUUUAGUUGUCAUUUUCUUCUCCAGUCCUGCUUUAAAAUUUCUGUUCCUUAACAGUUUUAUCUCUCUGUUUUUUAUAUUCUCACUGUAAGACCGAAGGUCAAAUUAUCUUCAUUUUUUUGCUAGCACUCAUUACAUCUUAACACCACCAAUCUGGAAUAUUUGAUAUGUCUUCUAAUAGAAAAAUAUAAUAAAAUUGUACAAUAAAUAUAAGAGCUUCAAGAUCAUGUUCUAAUGUAUUCAGUGUUUCUUAUGAUGCCUGUAGUUUUUGUAUGUGGGAGGAUAAAAUAAAAAGUGAUAUUGGAUAAAAGAGCUAGGUUUAUAAGCACAUAAAUGUUUUGUUUCAGCGUGGGUGAGUUUAUGGACAGGAAAGAAUAAGACAUCUGUCAGAAGCAAUCUGUCUGUAAAUGAAAAUGGAACUCAAAAGGAUCAUAAAUUUAAUUCACCUUAUAUUAUGCUCAACAUUUUGUGGUGUCCUAUUUUGUCACUGUGCCUUUCAAAAUAACAGGAGAAACAAAGAAAGAUGUAACUUGGGUUAUAAUGUGACUAGACGAUUUUCUUAAGUGGAAACAAAGAUACAUUUCAUGUGAGUUAUUUUUUCUGAUCACAUGGCUAACCAAGGUUAGUGUUUUACUCUGAAGAAUUUGGAGCUAGGUAUUGUGAGCUCAGUGUCUUCUCUGGAGUAAGAGUCCUGGGCCAGAAGUCACACCUGACAGAAGCGGACUCAGGUGUGAGUUUAGAUCUGGAAAAACAGUGGCGUGCCGCGGUUGGGGCUGUGCCCUGCUGCGGGGCUGGGAGGCCUCAGGAAGGUUGUGUGAUCACUCUGGGCCUCCGUUAUUCCUCCUCUGUAGAACUAGGAGGAUGUAAUGACAGCCCACCCCAUAGGGCUUCCCACGUUGAAACGAGCUUAUGGCGUCAAAGCUGUGUCACAGAGGAAGUGUGCAAAACACGUUGUCUUCACUGUCAUCGUCCCAUCAUCCUGAUUUUGCCUUUACACUGGUGUGGGAUUUUACCCAAACCCCCAAACUCUCCCAGGCCUCGGUUUCCUCCUCUGAAUCUGAAGAUUAUAGUGCUCCACGCCCCGCCAGAGAGAUGUUUGGGGAAUUUAGAGACACUUUAAGGUACACGCAUCUUCAUUUAUCUGUGGUGGGAGGAAUGACAGACACCUAAGCCAUCACUGCAUUUUUCCUCGAAAGAAUAGCAGCUUUUGGUAACUGGGUUAGCAGACGUGUUGCCAGUGGACUUGGGGUUCACAAACAUGUGGUCGGAAGUCUGACACUGAUGAGUCUAGGAGAGAAACGAGAAAGAUAAACACGUCUGCUGGGACGUAAACUCGGAAAGGCGAGGAUGAUUAAAAUGUUGGUGCCCAUUGAACCGCAAUUAUCGGUGUGUUUCUAACGAUCAUUGCUAACGAUGUUAAACCAUGAAGCCUCUGAGAUCUUGUGUUGCAGUGUGGCUUGGCCCUAGAGUUCUUGCAUGCUAACCUAAGGUAGAAGAUUAGCCUGUUUGCAUGCAGCCGGAAGCUGCUCCCGACGUGAAGCAUGUUCUGGGCGGUUGACCCAGCCCCCCUUGGCUGAAUCCUCCCCCAGUCCUGUCUGUGGCCUCAUCCACCAUGAUACUAGGUUGAAAAAGCUUGUCGAUGAGCGGGAAUGCUUAUUGGAACAGGUUAAGAGACUCAAGCGGCAGCUGGAGGAGAGACAGAAGAACGGCAAGCUAGACGGUGUCCGGGCGGAAGAGGAUGUCCUAGAAAACGGGACGGACGUGCACGUACUGGAUCUGCAAAGGGAUGCCAACAGACAGAUCAGCGACCUCAAAUUUAAACUUGCAAAAUCGGAGCAAGAGAUAACCGCAUUAGAACAAAAUGUAAUAAGGUUAGAGAGUCAAGUAGCACGUUAUAAAUCGGCUGCUGAAAAUGCAGAAAAAGUAGAAGACGAACUUAAGGCUGAAAAGCGGAAACUGCAAAGAGAGCUCCGCUCUGCGCUGGACAAAACGGAAGAGCUCGAGGUGAGCAACGGCCACUUAGUGAAGCGUCUAGAAAAAAUGAAAGCCAAUAGGAGCGCACUCUUGUCCCAGCAGUAGGUACCAGCCCGGGACGGCGGCUGGCCGGUGACUGGAGAGCAUUGUCCAUGGGCUUGCCUUGUCCUGUCUGGAGCGCCGCUUCCUCCCCCGCCUUCGGAGAGAAGACCUCGGCAGGCGCUCAGCUCCCAGGUGUUUUGUGCCAAGGCUCACCCGGGGGGGUGCCCCAGCCGCCACCAGACGCCUCUGUCUGCAGACCCCUGGCCCGCUGGGGGCGACACUCAGACCCCGCAGGGAACUCCACAAGCACACGGGGCCUCCAGGGGGGCCUGCGUCUGCCGGCAAGGCGGGCUCUGAACGCAGCUGAAAGUGGUGAUCCCGGUAGCGAUGAAGGUGGGACUUGAGUUUUCUUUUCAUGUGUCUUGCUGAAGAUUAAGGGGAAAUGUGACAUUGUUGGGACUUCCUUUCGUGGCAGAAUCUGCAAUCGGAGCAACUUCAGUAGUAUCUCUUAGUCUGCGCUUUUCAUACACAAACACUGUGGAACCACAAGCCAUUACCGAGCAGAACUCUUCCACUGGAAACAAGGGGGUGGGCUAGACGUAAAAGUGACCUUAAGAAGACUCUUUACAGGCAACAAACGAAGCUUUUCUAAGGGAUUUUUGCAUCAGUCAUAAGAAAAACUUUUUUCCAGGGUAAUUAGGCAAUAGCUUCACUGAAAAUGACGGCUUUUCCUUUGCAUUAUUUAAUCCUUAUAUUUGGAAUUGAAGUUGUUAACUUCUUUUAAAGAAUGUACUAUUAAUUAAUAGAAAAAUAAAAAAAAUGAAAUGUUGAAAGACUU
Microcebus murinus (gray mouse lemur) is the source of this 10484-nucleotide messenger RNA. The record is from RefSeq and is a predicted model, not a curated record. NCBI's taxonomy places the organism in Eukaryota, Metazoa, Chordata, Mammalia, Primates, Cheirogaleidae.